Molecule: messenger RNA, 1968 nt
Organism: Hyposmocoma kahamanoa
Lineage: Eukaryota; Metazoa; Arthropoda; Insecta; Lepidoptera; Cosmopterigidae
Product: constitutive coactivator of PPAR-gamma-like protein 1
Exons: 12
Coding region: 16-1968 (650 amino acids)
Cellular component (GO): nucleus
Source: RefSeq, a predicted model, not a curated record
CAGUAUUCGGUAACCAUGGGAAUACAAGACUUACAAACGUUUUUGGAGACCGAGGGAGUCGGUGUGGAUUUAUUUAGAAUCGCCCGGAAUCACGCCGGCGGGUUCCGUCUGGUGCUCGAUGCGGAAGGGUGCCUUGACCGCCUCUACGGCGGAUAUUUUUCAGACUGGGCCUGUGGUGGACAAUGGGCACGCUGUGUCCAAUUUUUGACCACAUUGGCCCAGGCACUGGCUGAGCAUCAAGUGGCCCUGUGUGUCUGCUUCAAUGGGGCUCAUCCCACUCCCCCAGCUCUUCCUCACCACUGGAUCCAGACCCAAGCCACAUAUAGACAGAGGGUUAACUCUGUUCUGCGGCACAUUAUUACCAAAGGCACUCCACCACCAAAAGUAUGGUGGGUCCCACCAAUGGGAUUGCAUUCCUGCCUUCGAACUGCAAUGAGAUAUCUCAAUAUUCCUAUGAUGGUGUCUUCUGAUGAUCACUGCCAGGAAGUAGUUGGUCUCUGCCGUGAGAAGACUUAUGCUGGCUUAGUUGGGUGCUCUGGAGAGUAUUUAGUUUUCCAACCACCCAGAUACUUCAGCUCUUCACAGCUCAAACUUACGUACAGGUCGUCAUUGGAGACAAAAGAGUACAUGGUUCACGAGCUGCCAAAACUGCUGGACGUGCCACAAGACCGGCUUUGCUUGAUGGCCGCGUUGCUCGGAGGCACUAUUCUAUCGGAACAGAGUCUUACUGACUUUUACAAGCGAUUGGGGAUCACACAGAAAAAGCAAUGUCCCCCCGAGACUCUGAUCAAGAGCGUGUGCCACUUCGUGCGCGAGUUGGCCUCGGCUGACAUCGACGCGGCCUGUGUCGAGAUCUUCGGAGACCUCAACGACCUGCGCGCCGCCAAGCUCAAGCAAGCCGUGCAGUACUACUUGAAUGGAACCAAGGAUGGCUUCCUCAAAUACAGAACUGCUUCUGGACGUCGUCCGAAAACCAAUAAAAAGAACCAAAAUCAAAAGCCAGACAUGAGCCCGCCUUCCACAUCGGCGGAUAUGGACACCACCAAGCUAGCGACCGAGUCGACCGAACAUGAGCAAAAAGGCUUGGAAGAUUACAAAUUGGCUACAGCGAACGCGUCAAUGAACGCCGACUUUAGCGAGGAGCGCGUCGUGGAUCUCAACCAUGCGAUCGCGAACAUUUCGCUGGAAGGAGGUGACGUCACCGCCAAACCUCAAGCCGGCGCUACCGAGGACAAUAAAAAGCAGCAGCCACCGGUUAAAGAGAGUCGUCAAGCCGUGGCGAGCAAGGUCCCCCUUGGCGAGGACCUCUGUCCGCCGGCCCCCGCCGAGGUCUUGCGCACGUGUGCCGAGCGCCACGCGCGCGGCCUCAUGCACCCGCACAUGCUGUCCAUCCUCACGCACCGCCAGAUCGCCUUGCCGGUCCUCAUGGAGGACGACAACCACCGCGAAAUACCCUCAAUCCACCACUUCUUCAGGCCGAUAAGGCAGAAUGUGUAUGCGAUUCUCUACAAUAUGCAUCAUCAUCGCUUUAUGGCGCAGAAGGCUAAAGAGGAAGGCAUAUCCAACCCAUUAGGCGAGAGAGGCUGCUCAGUGCAGAUCGCUGAGUGGAUCUACUCCCGAGUGAAUCCAGGCAAAAGCCCGGAGAUGGUGCCCGGAGUGGUGCUCGACUGGCCUGUACCCACUGUGCAGAGGCUUUGGUUCGGAACGGCUCAAGACGAUAAAUGCCGUCGAAUGCGCGCGUUUCUCUCGUGUAUGCGCUCCGACACCCCUCUCAUGCUCAAUACCUCGUACGUGCCGCAGCAUCUGCUCAUCCUCGCUACUGUUUUGAGGUUUAUCAUGACGUCCCAAAUCCAAAUCCUGAGGCGGCCGGAGUUGGAUGCCUUCCUGGCUACAGCUUUCUCCAGCGAUCUCAUGAACGCCUUGCAUUUGCAAGAGAUGACUGUGAGUAUCAUACUUUAUCUUUUAUGA